Molecule: messenger RNA, 4352 nt
Organism: Cavia porcellus (domestic guinea pig)
Lineage: Eukaryota; Metazoa; Chordata; Mammalia; Rodentia; Caviidae
Gene: Slc16a14
Product: solute carrier family 16 member 14
Exons: 5
Coding region: 197-1729 (510 amino acids)
Biological process (GO): transmembrane transport
Cellular component (GO): membrane
Molecular function (GO): monocarboxylic acid transmembrane transporter activity
Source: RefSeq, a predicted model, not a curated record
CCCCGCGCCGCGCGCACGGAGCCGGGCGGAGAGCCGAGCCUGCCGGACGCCGCGGCUGCAGGAUGAUGGGCGACAUCGCCCCGCGUCUCGACGCCCAGCCUCCCCGGGGGCUCCGAGCCGAGCAACGAGUUCGGCUGUCGGGGCCGCGAGCCGAGUGAGGCCGAGCCCGGUAGGCUGCAGGCGGAAACCUCAGAAAAUGUACACAAGUCAUGAAGACAUCGGGUACGAAUUUGAAGAUGACCCCAAGGCUAAGAAAACCCUCAAGCCCCACCCGGACAUCGACGGCGGCUGGGCCUGGGUGAUGGUCCUCUCCUCCUUCUUCGUGCACAUCCUCAUCAUGGGCUCGCAGAUGGCCCUGGGCGUGCUCAACGUGGAGUGGCUGGAGGAAUUCCACCAGAGCCGCGGGCUCACCGCCUGGGUGAGCUCCCUCAGCAUGGGCAUCACCCUGAUCGUGGGACCUUUCAUCGGCUUGUUCAUUAACACCUGCGGGUGCCGCUGGACCACCAUCGUGGGAGGGCUGCUGAACGCGCUGGGCUGGGUGCUGAGUGCCUAUGCGGCCAGUGUGCACUGCCUCUUUAUCACCUUUGGGGUGGCAGCCGGCCUUGGCAGUGGCAUGGCCUACCUGCCCGCAGUGGUCAUGGUGGGAAGAUAUUUCCAGAAGAGACGAGCCCUGGCCCAGGGGCUCAGCACCACAGGGACAGGGUUCGGGACGUUCCUGAUGACUGUGUUGCUCAAAUACCUGUGCGCAGAGUACGGCUGGCGCAAUGCCAUGUUCAUCCAAGGCGCCGUGUCCUUGAAUCUGUGUGUGUGUGGGGCGCUCAUGAGGCCCCUGCCUCCUGGGAAAGACGGAGGUCAUGCAGGAGGGAAAAAUCUCCAAGUAAUCCCGGCUCCCUCCAUAGAAUCUGUAAAGUCAAGUGGACAAUUGGGCGGUACAGAAGAGAAGGACGGUGUGCUCAGAAACGAGGGGAACCUCUGCGACCUUCAAGCCCAAGAGUGCCAAGGUCGGGUCCAGCCCAGGAAAAACUUGUGUGCCCUUCGAGUUCUGAAGACCCUGAGCCAGAUCACCCUGCGUGUCCGGAAGGGCUUCCGGGAAUGGUACUCAGGCUAUUUUGGGACAGCUUCACUCUUUACUAAUCGGAUGUUUGUAGCCUUUAUUUUCUGGGCUUUGUUUGCCUACAGCAGCUUUGUCAUCCCUUUUAUUCACCUCCCAGAAAUAGUCAAUUUGUAUAACUUAGCGGAGCAAAAUGAUGUUUUCCCGCUAACUUCGAUUAUAGCAAUACUGCACAUCUUGGGGAAAGUGAGCCUGGGCUUCAUGGCUGACCUGCCCUGCAUAAGCGUCUGGAAUGUCUUCCUGAUGGCCAACUUCACCCUGGUCCUCAGCAUUUUUAUUCUUCCCUUGAUGCACACAUACACCGGCCUGGCGAUCAUCUGCGCGCUGAUCGGGUUCUCCAGUGGGUAUUUCUCCCUGAUGCCCGUGGUGACGGAGGACCUGGUCGGCAUUGAACACCUGGCCAAUGCCUACGGCAUCAUCAUCUGUGCUAAUGGUGUCUCUGCCCUGCUGGGCCCACCCUUUGCAGGGUGGAUCUACGACAUCACACAAAAAUACGACUUUUCCUUCUAUAUUUGUGGUUUGCUUUACAUGGUGGGAAUACUCUCCCUGCUCAUCCAGCCGUGUGUCCAAAUUAUAGAACAAGCCAGGAGAGCACACACAGACGGCUCGCCUGUCUAGUGUCACGUGGGCCCCCUGUGGAUGGCUCCUGGCACCAUGCCUACCUCCUGUACCACGAGGAACCACUGAUGCAGGGCCGUGUCCCUCAGAAUUGUCACUGUCCCUGCUUCAUUUGGAAGCGGCACUACCUCUUGGUCUGGGGAGAGGCAGUGCUGGAAGGUUUCAAAGACUGCAGUUUUCAGAGGUGACAGUUUACAGCUUUUAAAAACACUACUCUCUUUUGCUGGACUUGGUGAUGCAUUCCCAUAAUCCCAGUCUUUGGGAGGCUGAGGCAGGAGGAUCACUGAAAGUUCAGAGCCAGUCUGGGCUACAAAGUCAGUUCAGGGCCAGCCUGAACUAGUUUGUGAAGCCCUGUCUCAAGAAGCAAAAAAUAAACAACAAAAACUGCUCUCUCUCAUCCACCAGGAAGAGUAUUUUAUCUAUAAACAUAGACAGGGAAUAAAAGCUUUUCAGCUCAAUUACUUCUUUGUAAACUCUCUGCAUGCUUCCUGAAAGCAUACAGAUAAAUGUAAUUUCAAGCACAACAAUAAUAUGGAAUAAUCAUUACAGGAAUUAUUGAUCUACUGGUAUAAUGCAAAGGCAGGCUCCAAUUUCAAAGGUAAUACCAUUUAGUACAAUUAAAGAAACAGUUUAUAUUUUUACAAAAGAAUCUUGCAGGAGGAUUUACUGAUCUUCCUCUACGAGAUGGUUGAUACCAUCAAUUCUAAUUCAAUUAUCCAGGAAUAAAAGAUAAAUUCAGUAAUAAAGUGAUUCCUCAGACAGUACCUUGACAAAUAAAUCAUAUGAAUGAUUUCCUUAACAGAAGUUGUAUUUGUACACACAUCCCACGAAUCAAGGGCUACGAGUCAGGCAUUUUUAUUCAUUUCAUUGGCCUCUGUCUGAGACUAUUAGUGUGAUCUGAAGCCUUCAACAAUGUUUCCCAAGUUUCAGCUGCCCAAGAAGUAGAUUGUAGGACUAAUUGCUCGUGAUAUGUAAAGUGCGUGGUUAAGCCACUUGGAAAGCAAUUGUUCACCCGAAAUGUUAAGACUGUCUCAGUGUGCAGUAAUGAACAGAAAGCUCCUGGUCUAGAGGUCAGUGCCCCGAGCCGUGGGGCAGCAGGGACAAGCAGCCCACUUCUGGGGCCUCUGUUGCCGGAGCUCGGCACAGUUCUAAAACAAACACGUUCUCUUCAUUGACUUCACACAGGAGACAACUGUGAUCCACAAUUCAAAUAAUACCCUUCUUUAUCUGAAAUGUCUAUUUUUCUAAGAGAAACACUUUCCAGACUGCAGAAUGUUCUUCCCAGCAUCAUUGUGAAGUUUCUGGCUGCCUUACUUGUUUACAUGUUCUCUUAAAAGUAUUCACACGCGGGGCUGGGAUUUAGCUCAGCAGCAUAAGCACCUGCCUUGCAAGCAGGCGGUCGUGAGUUCGAUCCCUGGUACCGAUAAAAAAGAAAAAGACAAAAAAAAAAAAAAAGUAUUCACACGCCUCCUUGCAGGGCAGGAGGUGCAGUUCCAGGAGCGAGCACUUGCCUAGCAUGUGCAAGGCCCUGGGUUCCAUCUGCAACAGUGCAAAAACGGAAAUAAAUUUCUACUUACGAUUUGCUCAUCAUGCAAAAUAAAUCCUUCAAUGUCACAGCUGUGUGUGGGGUCAAAUUUAUCGAAAGUGAAUACAACCUGUUCUCAGUUAUCCUUGGUAAUUACAAUAGGAAUGCUAUUAGGAAUUGGGGCCAUAGAACGUUAAUGAAGCUUAAUGUGAGACCGAUUUCAGUUGGAUUCCAAACCCUUCUGAGCUGUUAAACAGUAAUUAAAUAGACAAGUUUCCUUUUGUUGCAUCUCCAUUAUUUUCUGCUCUAAAGUCUAGUGGGAGGAUGGUACAACGAAAAGAUCACCAAAAAACAAUAGUAAUAAAAGGCAGCUAAAGAGAAGGCAAAACAAAAGCAUGCCUAGUAUACACACUCAGUAUUACCUCCAAUGACUUGAGAAUUGCCUGGAAAUUACUAUAGACAAUAAACUGCACGUCAUUCGCCAUUUAGUUUAACACUGCAACCUCUCUGUUACCGUGAGAGGCUUUGGCUGCCUUGGAAGAAGCCAGUCGUCCAUUCUGGUAACAGGAUCCCUGAAAGCUGAGGCAGUGCUAUGUAUGUGUACUGUAAAACUGGAGGAUUAGAUCCAAGGACACAGUGCAUGUUCUAAAAUGUCACUACUUUCACUUUCUGACACUUCCGCAGUGUUACAAAUUUUGAAUGGUGCUACUGUGUUUGGAUGCUCACACUGCUGGGGAUGCAUCAGGAAAAGGAACUUUCCAUCCGGCCACUCAGCUUUCAUCCCAUUCAAAUUAGACCCGCUCACGUGCACUUCGGACAGUUUGGCUACUUACUGUAUUUAUGGAAAUGGUGACGACUACUGGAUCGGUGGGAGUUCCCAUUUUACAAAAAUAGAAUAAGACCUGCUUGCAAUACUCAUGUUGACAUCAGGAUAAUAUGAAGAAUUACAGCAAAUAUUUCCUAUUUGUUAUUAUACAUAGUUCUUUAAAAUAUCAUAAAGGGUUAAUUGUAUAUAUCAUGUGCUUUAUGAUUGCUCCCUCAUAUUCCCAAAUGAUUUUUAUUUACAUAUAUCUAAAUAAAGUUUGUCCUCUUUAAAAA